Molecule: messenger RNA, 2868 nt
Organism: Amphimedon queenslandica
Lineage: Eukaryota; Metazoa; Porifera; Demospongiae; Haplosclerida; Niphatidae
Product: cyclin-F-like
Exons: 17
Coding region: 166-2613 (815 amino acids)
Molecular function (GO): protein binding
Source: RefSeq, a predicted model, not a curated record
GGGCGCCGCGUGAGCAAUCAGGAUCACGCAUUCCAACGAGAACUUGAUUGGAAAGGUUUUUUGAAAGAUACUACAACAAGAAAAGAGAGAAGAAAGGCAAGAAAAGGACUUUUCCUGUAGAAAUAAGCAGUUAAAAUCAGUGAUCAAUAUAGAAGUGACUCCUAAAUGGACGAAAUGUCUUGUCACGCCGUUACAUCAUUCAUGGACCUGCCGGACGAGGUCCUUGCUCACAUACUUAGCUACCUACCUCUCCUUGACCUGUACAACACAAGACUGGUAUCUGCUAGGCUCUGUGAUCUGGUUGAAGACAGUAGAUACUCUCACACGCUCUGGGCCUCUGCCUGUCUUGAGUCAACUACAUGGCCUUCUUACAGGAACUUGUCUAUAAUUGAAAGAGCUGCUAGGCAUGGCAACAUUGAAGCACUCAUCAAACUAGCUGUUGCUUACCUUUACAGCCAAGGAGUCCCUGAUGGCCCUGGCAAAGGAACAAUCAAUGCUUUUAAUGGACAAAAGGCAUCAAACUAUCUAAAGAGAGCCGAAUCACUCGUAACUCACAGGCAACCAUUCUCUUGGGUCUUUAUACGACCUCCUUUUGCUACAACCUGUGUCUGCUGUAAAGCAUGCGUUUGUCAUAAUAUGAAAAACCACUGCAUCUCUCCUAAUAAGGAACUGAUACCCAGUCUUUUUUAUGUGGUUGGCAAAGCUAUGAGUCACUAUGAGAAUCAUGAAGUUGAAGAGAGAAGACAAGCAUACCAGUGGUUCAAGCAAGGCUCAUUACAUGGCUGUCCUUACAGCAGCUUUGAGAACUGGAAAACAGAGCAGUGCUUUCAGGAUGAGGUGCAAUCUGUUAGACAAUUGAGAAAGAUAGUCACCUCAAGAGACACCUGUAUUGAUGCACAGUUUGAAUUGGGUAAGUUGUAUGCUAAAGGGAAGUUUGGAGGAAUCACAAGGUUUCAUGCUUACCAGUACGUACAACAGAUUGUGAGAUCCUCACCUAGUCUGCUCUCUGCUUCAAUCUAUGAUGCUCAGCCAGAUGUCAAUGAGGAAAUGGUUUUCAUUCUUCUUGAUUGGAUUGUUGAAGUAGCCGAGAUGAAGUCCUUCUCCACCAAGACCCUCCAUCUUGCCAUCAGCCUCAUACAGCGCUACAUGGUUGCUAGGAAAUUGAAACGUUCGCGUCUCCAACUCCUCGGAGUGACUGCUCUGCUCCUAGCAGCAAGGUGGACAGCUGUGCCUAUUAUUACUAUCAGAGAGGCUGCUUGGCUUACUGAUAACACAUACAGAUAUGAUGAGGUUGUGUGUAUGAUGGGUGAGAUUGUAUCAACACUACAUGGAGAGAUUCAAAAGCCUACAGUUCCUGAUUACUUGGAAAUGUUUGAACUAUUGGUCAACGCUGAUAAGAAAAGUUCCUGCCUUGCAGCUUAUGUCUCUGAAAGUGCUGUACUCUUUCCUGACUUUGGAAGGUAUACUGCUGCACAGAUAGCUGCUGGGUGCCUCCUAUUAGCCAGGGUACUCCUAGAGCAAGAAUUGCCAUGGCCCAGUGCACUGGUCGAGGCCACUGGUUUAACGGUCCCUGAUUUAUACCACUGUACUUCACUACUUUAUUCUAAAUGCUUGACUGAUGAUGGUGUUGUUACUGAUUACAGAGGAGUCAAGCUAUGUGCCAUUAAAACAAGAUACAGUGAUGAAAGAUUCCUGUGCAUCAGCGAAAUGGAGUUCAUGAAUUAUUACAUGAUGAAAGACAAAUUAGGUGUGAGGCCGUAUUACCAGAGACGCUCGUCAAACUCUUCACUUUUAAAGUACAGAGAACUCGUGUCUCAGAGUUUUGUUGAGGAAUUUGACGCCCAAUCACUUUCUGAUGUCUCGUUUGUGACCUCUCCCCUCCCUCCUAUAGUCCCUUCUUCUGCUGAUGGUUAUUCUCCUCGUGCAUCCAUUGACUCCUUUGUACCAUCACCCAUCAUUUUUGAAGAUUCAAAUUCCUGUUCCUCUCCUUCUCCCUCCUCCUCCUCCUCUUCCUCCUCUCCAACCUGCGAGAGACAAGAGAGACCAGUACAUUCUAUCAAGAAAGAGAGACGAAAGAAAAAGGAGAGAAGACACUCGAGUAACAAGCUCCUCUCCUCUAGCCUUCCUCUUCUUCCUGGUAUAGAGCCGCUGGUUAUUUCUGAGGAAACCGUCGGUUUUAAUUCCUCUUUGAUGGUCACCCAGAGAAAUGUUCACACUCCUCCAACCUCAAGACGAAAGUCUCUCCUCCAGCAUUGGAACUCUACCAUUAAGGCCUCGUCGAAUCAUGGACACUCUCCAAUUAAAGCCAACCCAGUAAGGAAAGGGCAGAGAAGACCGUUGAGCUCCUUAGCAAGUAGUCACUGCUCAUUAUCAAAUGUGUCUCCUGUUUGCAAUCAUGAGGAAGGGGAGGCAGAGAUGAAUGAGAGAGGACUAGAGCCACCUCAUGUGCCCAGACCAGCCAGCAGCAGAGAGGAAAGGGAGGAUGGAGAGAGAUCAGUGCACAAUCAUCAGCACAAGGCACUCCAAGUGGAGAAGAGAGCAUUCUCUGAUCAGAAUCUACUACUAACUCACAAUAAAAGGCAUCGUAGCUUUAAGAGUAAUAAUUGUAUGUGAACUUCAAUUGUCCUCAUAGAGUCUGCACCCACUCAAUAUAACACGGUAUUCUGAAUAUUAUUUUAAUUCUGAGCAUGAGCUUAUUAAUGUAUUACAUUUUGGACUAUUUAUUAAUUCAUUUCUGUCUAUGGAACUUAUUGUAUCAUACAUGUGUAUGUGUGUGUAGUUUGUACUAUAAUAAUAAUAAUAAUAAUGAUAGUUAAUGUUGUGUAUAAUAAUAAUGAUGUUUGAUGAUAAUUCUUCUCCUUGUAUCAU